Messenger RNA from Danio rerio (zebrafish), 596 nucleotides. The record is from RefSeq and is a predicted model, not a curated record. NCBI's taxonomy places the organism in Eukaryota, Metazoa, Chordata, Actinopteri, Cypriniformes, Danionidae.
UGAUUUGGUUGAUUUAAAUUUACACGCAUUUAAAUUUAAUAAUCCCCUUUCAGGUUCUUUUCGAGAGUCACAUCAUUGCAUGAUGGGAUGUACAACAAGCCAUCAGAUCCCAUAGCCAAUCCAAUUGCUGCAUUCAAACUGGUCAAAAGACUUAAAUCCGAAUGGUUGAAUGUUGUCCAUAGCACUGAAGCUGAAGAAAACAUUAAAGUCCUUAGGGAGGACUACAGGAGGAUGGAAAGCAGUUUGCCCAAUCUGGAGGACCUUCGGGGGGCGGCGCAAGGGCUGAUGAGACUUCAGGAUGUGUACAAUCUGCGCGUAGAGAGCCUUGUGCGAGGUCACUUCCAGCAAAUCACUGAUCCUGUUGACUUUUACAAACUCCCUGUGUCCGAUAUGCUCUCUGGGGAUGAUUGCUUUCUUGUUGGAAAGGUAAGUGUUGAAAAAACACUAGCAGUCAUGCUCUGAAAGUUUUGUGAAUCUCUGGGAAAGCCUCUUGAAAAAAUGUGGUCCCACUUGAACACUUUUACUGAUGUAGAUUCCAUAGGCCUACUGCUCAGUUUAUUUAUUGACUGAUGCCUUUUUCUUUUAGCAUUCUUGUU